AUGUCUAGGAAAUGCGAGGUUUCUAACAAGGUAUUUUCUAAGAAAGGAAAUUUGGUGAGACAUGCAUAAAACUAAAAGAACACACACUAUAGAGAAACCUUAUGAAUGUGAUGUUUGCAACAAAAGAUUUUCAAAGUCAAGCUCAUUAACUAGACAUGAAAGAACACACACUGGAGAGAAACCUUAUGAAUGCGAUGUUUGCAAAAAAAGAAUUUCACAAUCGAGCAACUUGGCUACCCAUGAAAAAAACACAUACUGGAGAUAAACCUUAUGAAUGUGAUGUUUGUAAGAAGAGAUUUUCAUGCUCGGAAAACUUAACUGUACAUAAAAGAACACACACUGGAGAGAAACCUUAUGAAUGUGGUGUUUGCAGCAAAAGAUUUUCAAAGUCAGGUCAUUUAACUGUACAUAAGAGAACACAUACUACAGAAAAACCUUAUGAAUGCGAUGUUUGCAACAAACGAUUUUUGCACUCAAGUCACCUAGCGGCUCAUAAGAGAACACACACUGGCACUGGAGACAAACCUUAUAAAUGUGAUGUUUGCAACAAAAGAUUUUCGCUGUCAAGUCACUUAACGGUUCAUAAGAGAACACACACUGGAGAGAAACCUUAUGAAUGUGAUGUUUGCAACAAAAGAUUUUCGCUGUCAAGUCACUUAGCGGUUCAUAAGAGAACACACACUGGAGAGAAACCUUAUGAAUGUGAUGUUUGCAGCAAAAGAUUUUCUGACGCAAGCACCCUAACUAAACAUAAGAGAACACACAUUGGAGACAAACCUUAUGAAUGUGAUGUUUGCAACAAACGAUUUUCACACUCAAGUCACUUAGCGAUUCAUAAAAGAACACACACUGGAGAGAAACCUUAUGAAUGUGAUGUUUGCCACAAAAGAUUUUCGCAUUCCAACGUCUUAGCUGUUCAUAAAAGAACACACACUGGAGAGAAACCUUAUGAAUGCGAUGUUUGCAACAAAAGAUUUUCGCAGUCAAGCAAUUUAUGUGUUCAUAAGAAAACACACACUGGAGAAAAACCUUAUGAAUGUGAUGUUUGCAACAAACGAUUUUUGCACUCAUCACAUUCAUAAGGUUUGUCUCCAAUGUGUGUUCUCUUAUGUUUAGUUAGGGUGCUUGCGUCAGAAAAUUUUUUGCUGCAAACAUCACAUUCAUAAGGUUUCUCUCCAGUGUGUGUUCUCUUAUGAACCGCUAAGUGACUUGACAGCGAAAAUCUUUUGUUGCAAACAUCACGUUUAUAAGGUUUGUCUCCAGUGUGUGUUCUCUUAUGAGUCGCUAGGUGACUAAGAUUUGUAAGAAGAGAUUUUCACAAUCGAGCACCUUAGGUAGACAUAAAAGUAUGCAUACUUGAGACAAACCUAUAAAAAUGUGACAUUUGCAACAAGAGAUUUUCAAGAAUCACACAAGUUAACACAACAUAAAAUAUCAGCACACAAGAGAAAUGAGAGUUUUGAAUGUGAUGUUUGCAAGAAAACAUUCACAAAACGACAAAGUUUCAAACGUCACUGGAGAUCACACUUGAGAGAUGGCUUAUUAUUGUGCCACACCUGUGGCAGAGAUAUUAUUCAAGGUCAAGGACAUGCUAAUGAGAUACUGAGUGAUGAUCAUUUUGUCUGUGACAAAUGUGACAAACAGUUCCCUGAUAUUGAAAGUUUAUAUCAGCACAAGGCCAAAGACCAUGGUACAUCCUACCAAUGUGAUGUCUGUAAGGAAUUAGAAGCAAGAGAAGCAACUGGUAUUGGUUAUAUCUGUUGUGUCUGCAAUGCCGAGUUUGAAAUCGCCACUGAACUUGAAGAUCAUAUGAGUAUGCAUGUAUGA
Paramuricea clavata is the source of this 1827-nucleotide messenger RNA. The record is from the annotation of a GenBank genome assembly. NCBI's taxonomy places the organism in Eukaryota, Metazoa, Cnidaria, Anthozoa, Malacalcyonacea, Plexauridae.